AUGUUAACUUCGUUGCUGUACUAUCGUGUUGUCAUCUAUCAUUGCCUCUACUGUCAUACUGUCGCUUGCUGCGCUACUGACUGCGUGGUUGCGCUACUACACUUGCACGCGUGUGCGUCGUGGACUACGUCGUCGGUCAUUGUCGCCAUUGACUUGGUUACCGCCAUUUUCUUCUUCAACUUCUUCAGUCUUGUGGUUGACGAGAGCGAUGACGAUGUGGUUGACGAGAGCGACAACGACGCUGGCGGUCCCGAAGUGUGCGACGCGCGAAACGCGUUCGUUGCUUGUGUGUGCGCGUCGUAG
Messenger RNA from Peronospora matthiolae, 303 nucleotides. The record is from the annotation of a GenBank genome assembly. NCBI's taxonomy places the organism in Eukaryota, Oomycota, Peronosporomycetes, Peronosporales, Peronosporaceae.